AUGCACAUCCUCGAGAUUGGCGCCGAUCAAGAUGAUGAGGGCAACAGCGCACGCGCCGUGGACCCAGCGUUCCGGACCGUGCCUCGCGACCACACCACCUUCCUCAUCUGGAAAGUUACCGAGAAAGGGACAGAAAUGCUACAACGACCACAUUAUGGCACAUUUUACGAUGCGGACGCUUACCUGGUAUACUCUUGCACUCUCCCUGGGCAGCCUGCUGGACCUGACGUCUUAAGACGAGAAAUAAAAGAGACCGGUGAAUGCAGUGAGAGACAUAUUCACGCGUGGGCUGGCGAGCGAAGCGGAACGCUGGGCGCCCUGGCACUCCGCCGCGCCACGCAGUUGGCUGGGCUCCUGCCUACACCUUCAGUUAUACACAAAGAGAACGCCACCAAAGAAUCGCCGAGGCUUUUAUCUUACUUCAGAGAUGGCAUCAGGAUUUUCCGCUCGGGCAGUUUGAACGGCGGUGCGCGUCUGUACCGAGUGCGCGGGCCACGACCAGUGCUGCUGCAGUUGGAGCCCGUCACCUGGGCGCAGCUCGCCUCUGACGGGGUGUUCGUGCUGGACGCAAACUCCCUGCUUGUUCUUUGGCUCGGUCGUACCGCUAACUUAAUUGAGAAGAUUUUCGGUGCUAAGAUCGCAUAUCGCAUGUCGCGGGGAGUGGACAAGGGUGCUCCAGCACGUCGCAUAGUGAUCGCUCACGACGGUUAUGAGCAGACUUUGCCAGUUGCCGAGCGCACUUUGCUGGGAACUUUGCUCGAGCCUCGCAACCGUGUAGUCCGGGCCACUCCACCACUAGAAGCUCCGAGGCCGGCGCGCCUCUACCGAGCCUCCACUCCCCGCGCACCCCACGCCCUGCCCUCUCAGAGGCUCGCCGCCCGCCUCGAAGAGGUCAAGCGCGCGCCGCUCUACAGGGAGGACUUAGCAGAUGAUGGCGUGUACGUAGUGGACGCGGGCAGCCGCGGCGUGUGGGCGUGGGUGGGGAGUGGUGCGGGCGGCGCGGGGCGGGGCGCGCUGGCGGCGGCGCGGGGACUGGCGCGCGCUCGGCGGCACGGCGGGCCCGUGUGCUGCGCGGCGGCGGGCGCCGAGCCGCUGGAGUUCGCGGCGCUGUUCCACCGCUGGCGCUGGUGCGACGCGCGCCGCGACUCCCGCCUGCGCGCCGCGCGCUCCGCCACCACCAAACUAGACGCCGUCAGCCUCGCCACUAAUUCCUGGCUCGCUGCUGAGGCGCAGCUGCCGGACGACGGGUCCGGGUCGCUGCGUAUGUGGCGCGUUCGUCGCGAAGACGAGCCGGCUCCGCUAGGAACCGCCGCGACGCUCGUCGAGGUGGAGCGCCCGCAGCAAGCAGUCUUUUACGACCGCGACUGCUACAUCGCGCUCUACAUGUACCACGCGCCCACCGGCGACCAGUCGAUACUUUACUACUGGAUGGGUGGCUCUUCGCCAAAUGAUCUGAGGAAUUUGGGUGCAAAAGAAGCCAAAGAUCUCUACAUUAAACUAGGGCGUCUUCCCGUUCAGGCUUGGAUCUACCAAGGAAAGGAACCGGCGCACUUUCUGCAAAUCUUCAAGGGAAGAAUGAUUACUUAUGUGGGCAGCGCUACUGAUUACGAUCCGAGCGGACGUCGUGUAAUAGCGCCGUGCCGUGCGUUGAUCCGUGUGUCGGGGCAGUACGCGCGGGAGGCGCGCGGCAUCGAGGUGCGUGAGGAGGUCGCGGGGAGUGCGGGGGUCGCGGAGGGCGGGCGCGGAGCUUGCUACGUGGUGCGCGAGGGCACGCGCACGUGGGUGUGGUGCGCUGCGUGCGCCACCGGCGACGAGCGCGAGGUCGCUAAGAACAUGGCCGCCGCCGAGCACACGCUCGUCAUGCAAGGAAAGGAAAAACCAGACUUUUGGGCAGCUCUAGGGGACCGCCGCCACUUACUGGUGGCAACGCCGCUGAAGGAAGUGGAACGUCCACUACCGCCGCGUUUGUUUUACGUGUCACUGGGCGCACCCGGCCAAUAUACAUUCGAGGAGCUUCACGCGGUGAGCCAGUACUCGCUGGCGCCGGAGCUGGCGGCCGUGCUGGACGCGCACGCGGUGCUGUUCGUGUGGCUGGGCGCGCACUGCGGCCCGCGCGCACAAGCAGACGCGCGCCGCCUCGCCGCCAGCUACCUCGCGCACGACCCGGCAGCUCGUGACCCCGAGACUCCGAUAUUGGUGCUUAGCCAAGGUCGGGAGCCACCUAAUUUCACCGGUUUCUUUCCGCAUUGGAAACAUUCUAUGUGGAAGAGUCACAAGACGUUCAGCGCCAUCGUCAGUGCAUUAGAGGGCAAGGCGAUAGUGCAGGGCGGCAACAGUGCGCUGCAGACCGGCAACAGCGCGAAUCACUUCGACCAAUAUGAGAAGUAUCCGCUUGCUGUACUGCGAGGGCCUAAGGAACAUCUGCCGCCCGACGUCGAUCCACUCACUAAAGAGCUGUACUUAACUCACGACGACUUCGUGUCCACGUUCAGCAUGCCAUACAGCGACUUCCGCGCAUUGCCCAGUUGGAAGCAAAAGGAGAUGAAGAAAGCUGUCGGACUGUUUUAA
Molecule: messenger RNA, 2568 nt
Organism: Parnassius mnemosyne (clouded apollo)
Lineage: Eukaryota; Metazoa; Arthropoda; Insecta; Lepidoptera; Papilionidae
Source: the annotation of a GenBank genome assembly